AUGGGCGAACUACUCAACUCCCACUGGGAAUCAAAGCUGUUCCAACCACUCAAGAUUGGAAACGGCAAGAUUGAGUUGAAGCAUCGGGUUAUUCACGCGCCACUGACCCGCAAUCGCGGGACUCCCCUUUCCGAUUCCACACCAGAGAAUCCGAACCGAGUUUGGCUUCCCAACGAGCAUGUCCUGGAGUAUUAUACUCAGCGUGCCACUGUUGGUGGGCUGAUGAUCUCCGAGGGUCUUCCCCCGUCACUCGAGGGAAAUUGUAUGCCCGGCGUCCCUGGCCUCUUCAUCAAGGAACAAGCCCAAGAGUGGAAAAAGGUCGUUGAUGCUGUCCACGCAAAAGGUGCCUACAUCUACGCUCAGCUAUGGCAUUCUGGACGAGCAAAUAUCCCCCAGCUGACGGGCACGCCCAUCGUGGCGCCGUCCAGUGUGCCUUGGGAUGACCCGAAUGAAUGCUUUGCCUAUCCUCCACCUCACACCUCGACUCAGGUCAAGCUGGCUGAAUUUCCACCCAUUGAACUGACAAAGGAGCACAUUACGAGGACCAUCGACGACUACUGUGAGUCUGCAAGGAUGGCAAUGGAGAUUGGCUUCGACGGUGUAGAGCUUCACGGUGGUAAUGGGUAUUUGCCAGAGCAGUUCCUCAGCUCCAACUCCAACAAGCGAACUGACGAAUAUGGCGGAACUCCCGAGAAGCGAUGCACGUUUGUCAUUGAAUUGAUGGAGAAGCUUGCCAAGGUAGUAGGCGAGGAAAACCUAGCUAUUCGACUCUCUCCCUUUGGACUAUUCAACCAGGCUCGCAGCCAGCAGAGAGUCGAAACCUGGAGCCAACUCUGCCGGGAACUCAAGAGCCGUCACCCAACCCUUUCCUACGUCAGCUUCAUUGAGCCGCGGUACGAGCAAAUCUUCUCCGAGGCUGAGAAACAGAGCUUUCUCGAUUCAUGGGGCCUCCCGGACGUGGACCUGUCCCUGUUCCGGACCAUCUGGGGAGAUACCCCCUUCUUUUCUGCCGGUGGCUUUGACGACAAGAACUCGUGGGGGGUGGUGGAAAGCGGCAAGUACGACGGCUUGUUGUAUGGACGGUACUUCAUCAGCAAUCCCGAUCUCGUCACAAGACUGCGUGACGGCCUCCCCCUGGCUGCAUACGACAGAUCACGCUUCUAUGGACCGUUCCCGGAGCCAACUAUUGGGUAUACCGACUAUCCGGUCUAUCAAAAUCGGGCGAAGUAG
Molecule: messenger RNA, 1230 nt
Organism: Pochonia chlamydosporia 170
Lineage: Eukaryota; Fungi; Ascomycota; Sordariomycetes; Hypocreales; Clavicipitaceae
Product: 12-oxophytodienoate reductase
Exons: 2
Coding region: 1-1230 (409 amino acids)
Molecular function (GO): oxidoreductase activity; FMN binding
Source: RefSeq, a predicted model, not a curated record